ACCCCACUCAGCCAAGCCAACCCAGACAAACACCACUCAUGCCGUCGUCGCCGGCGACCAUCUUUCAACCCCAAUUCCUUAUUUACCCAUCCCUUAAAGCCACUCCACUCCACGAACAUCAAUGGAAAACCCUUUCUCUUUUAUUUCCCUAAGGGUCCAAAAAUCCCAAGCCGAAGAACUCAACCUAAAUCCAAAAAUCUCAAACCUUUCUCUUUCAACCGAAGUACUCAACCUAAAUCCAUUUAUCUCACAAACCCAAUUGAAAAACUUCCAAGCCUUCACGGGUCUUUAUCCAAUUUCUUCAAAACAUAGAUUACUGCUACAUCGGUGGUAAGUGAUGGGUAUUAGGACUCGGAUAACUAGUUCUCCAACUCACUGGACCACAGGUUGGCCAAAACGAGUUGCAGAACCUAAAAAGGCAAGAGAAAUAGAAAGAGAGAUGAGACAGGAGGAGAAUGGUGAAGAAGAGAAAGGGAGACCGUGAACAUAUGGUUUAUCCGGCCACCAGAUGGAGAGGUGAUCACGACGGCGAAGUGCUAGGUGUUUGCAGAGUUAUAUGGGUGUGUAAUUUGAAGUGUAAUGGGAUUGUUUUUAUUUUUGUUUAAUCUCAGUGUUUUAAAUUAGAAAAAAAAUAUUUAAUAAUGAAAUUAACUAUAGUUAUAACAUAAGACAGAUGGCAGGCAUAUAAAUGUAUGAUAAACAUACACUAAGAUUAUUGUGGGUGAGCAAAAAUGCAGCCAUUCAAUAAUAUGUGGCGGGUUAAUAUACCAAGGUAUCCGUUACUCUGUCCGAGAUUCCAAAACGCUCAAUAAAAACCCUCGCGAGAAACCUCAUCGGCUGCUGGGACCUCCGCACAGGCGCCGAGCAAAUCCGCUACAAAAUCUGCGCCUCUCCGCCUCACGGCCUCAUGUGCGUUGGCAAACGGUUCAUCGCUUCCUCUUAGCUCCGCGAGCCUUCUGCCACCUCUGGCUCUGUCCAGUACCGGUCCUGGUCCAAGCCGCAAGUUGAUGUCCAGGGCUUCCCAGAAGAACCGAUUAAUCCGCUCGCUGCGAACAGUGAAGGCUCGUACAUUGUUGGCCGAGGCUCAAUGGGGGGAGGUUAAUGCUGGUAGACUGCUUAAGAAAUGGCAUGCUCACUAGUCACUACAGAGGUGUUAGUUACUUGGUAUUCUCGGAUGAUGGCACCCUGUUGAUUUCGGGGUCGGAGGAUGGAGGCAUUGGAAUUUGGUCUUGGGUUAUUUGAUGAUAAUCAAAGUCAACAGGAAAGCAACCUGUGCAUGCAUAGCUUUACGGAGCACACUCUGUUUAACGGUUGUUGUCGUAGGAUAUGGUGGAUGCAAAGCCAUUAUCGUGUCAGCAUCUCAGGAUCACACGUGUUUGGAGCGUAGGAAGUGGGAGAUUGUUGAGAAAUAUUGUUUUCCCUACUAUAAUUGAUGCGAUUGCACUGGAUCCUGGUGAAAAUGUCUUCUUUGCCGGUGGUAGAGAUGGCAAGAUAUACGUUGCUGCACUUAAUGCUGGGAGCCCACUGAACAGCAAGUAUGGGUUCCAUAUCAUCGAUUGUUUCUCGAAUCACAGGUCCAGCAUUUUUCUGCGAAAUAUAUUGAAGACCUCAAACAAGUCUGGAGCUCUUUGCAUUAUACUGUACACACACACACACACAAUUAAUGUGCCUAUGUCUAGGCGAUCUUCAUUCUGCCCGAAAGCAAAGGAAAAGAUGAUUCCGAUGAAAUCUGUAAUGCAGCAACCAACCACCGGUUCUAGGAAUGCAUGCAGCUUUGUCUCCCUUUCCAUCUCACUUCCUCUCCUGCGUUCAUUAGCAGCACUCGCAACAGUCAGGCAGGUAGCAUUGUUUGUACACCCUGGAACUGCUAGUAGCUAAAUCAGAAAACUGGAAGUCUGCAAAAUUUUGUGACCAUAAACUGUUACUUUCUUGCAUAUAAUUUUCGGUUUAAAGUUGCUUAUUAUAGUCUCAAAUCCAGAGAUUUUAAAAAUAAAAUAAAACC
Malus domestica (apple) is the source of this 2002-nucleotide messenger RNA. The record is from RefSeq and is a predicted model, not a curated record. Lineage: Eukaryota; Viridiplantae; Streptophyta; Magnoliopsida; Rosales; Rosaceae.